This is a messenger RNA of Anastrepha ludens (Mexican fruit fly), 925 nucleotides long. It is a transcript of the gene GstD11, whose product is annotated as glutathione S-transferase D7. The coding region runs from base 98 to 793 and encodes 231 amino acids. NCBI's taxonomy places the organism in Eukaryota, Metazoa, Arthropoda, Insecta, Diptera, Tephritidae. Gene Ontology annotation, biological process: glutathione metabolic process. The transcript has 5 exons. The record is from RefSeq and is a predicted model, not a curated record. Gene Ontology annotation, molecular function: glutathione transferase activity.
CCGUUAUUCAUGUUCAAUUUAUUUGCCUAGUCGCGAGAGCUGGCUCAGUUUUUGGCAAUUAAGUGUUCACUAAAAGGCAAAGCUGUGAUUUUUUCUUAUGGGUAUUUGUACAGGUGGCUCAAAAAUGGUUCCAACUCUAUACUACCUACCGCCUAGUCCGCCGUGUCGCAGUAUAUUGUUGUUAGGUAAAAUAUUAGGCGUCGAUUUCGACUUAAAGACGGUGAACGUAUUGGAGGGCGAGCAAUUGAGUCCAGAUUUUACGAGCAUAAAUCCUCAACAUUGUAUACCAACCCUUAAUGAUGAAGGCCUGGUGCUGUGGGAAAGUCGUGCUAUUUUACAAUAUCUGGCCGCUGCUUAUGGCAAAGACGAUUCUCUGUACCCGAAAGAUGUGCGUACACGCGCAAUGGUCGAUCAACGCCUUCAAUUUGAUUUGAGCACCCUGUAUGCGCGCACUUUUGAUUAUUUUUUUCCCACUAUUUUCCAUGGUUCACCAUUGAACGCAAGCAAGAAAGCAAAAUUAUGUGAGGCAUUCAAUUGGUUCAAUGAAAUGUUGAGGGAUCACGAAUUUUCUGCAACGGAUAACUUUACAAUUGCCGAUAUCACCUUGUCGGUAACGGUAUCACAAUGCGAAGCUUUUGGAUUCGAUAUAAGCGCAUACGAUUAUGUUAUGGUGUGGUUGCAACGGUGCAAGGACUACUUGCUACCUUACGAAUAUGAGGAAUUAAAUGCCACCAAAGCAGUUAUUUUGGCCGAUAUGUUUCGUGCAAAGUUAGGGAGCCAAAAACUUGUUUAAAAGAUGCAAAUUUUUGAGAAUUUAUAUUGUUAAAUAUUUUUCUGUUAACGGUAAUGCACAGAAAUUGACGUUUUUAGAGAAAUAAAGCACUAAUGUAGUAAAUCAGCAAAUAAAUAUUGUUGUGAAAAUGUC